AUGGGAACUCCAAAGUUAAGCAAGUUGGAGAUAGAGCAAUCCCAGGAUGGAGUCACUCUGCCGUGUGGUGCGAGUGUGCCGACGAGGACCUCCCAAUGGCAAGAGGCUGCAGCGAAAGUUAUGAUGAAACAGAGAAAGGGAAGAAUAAUCAAUAUAGCAUCUGUUGUUGGUCUUGUUGGCAAUGUUGGACAAGCCAACUACAGUGCUGCAAAGGCCGGAGUAAUUGGCUUUACGAAGAGUGUUGCAAAGGAAUAUUCAAGCAGGAGCAUUAAUGCGAAUGCUGUAGCACCUGGUAUUGACCAUUGA
Molecule: messenger RNA, 306 nt
Organism: Prunus armeniaca (apricot)
Lineage: Eukaryota; Viridiplantae; Streptophyta; Magnoliopsida; Rosales; Rosaceae
Source: the annotation of a GenBank genome assembly